Molecule: messenger RNA, 4338 nt
Organism: Sorex fumeus (smoky shrew)
Lineage: Eukaryota; Metazoa; Chordata; Mammalia; Eulipotyphla; Soricidae
Gene: SORCS1
Product: sortilin related VPS10 domain containing receptor 1
Exons: 27
Coding region: 126-3722 (1198 amino acids)
Biological process (GO): post-Golgi vesicle-mediated transport
Cellular component (GO): membrane; Golgi apparatus
Molecular function (GO): protein binding
Source: RefSeq, a predicted model, not a curated record
CCACCUGCCCCGCGCCGCGGCCCAACUUGGAUGGAGUUGGGGUCCUGAGCGCCCCCCGACCGCCGGCCCGCCUCCGCUCCGGGACCCUCCCCCCCGCCCCCUGGCCGCUCGUCUCGGCUCCGGCGAUGGGAAAAGUUGGCGCCGCCGGCGGCCCCCCUGCCCGGCUGAGCGCGCUCCUGGCCGGCGCGGGGCUCCUGGUGCUCUGCGCCCCGGGCCACGGCGGCCGCGCUCCGGGCUGCCCCCCGCCGCGCCCCGGCCCCGGCCCGCGCGGGGCUCCGACCCCCGGGGUCUUCUUCCCGCCGGGCCCUCGCGGCGGAGCCCCUGCCACGCCCCUGCCCCUCCUCGGGCGCCCCCUGUUCGCGGUGGCCCCCGGAGACCGAGCGCUGUCCCUGGAGCGGGCCCGGGGCCCCCGGGCAUCCCCGGCGCCGACCCCGCGCUCCGGUCGGAGGAGACGCAGCCCCGAUGAUCCGGACCAGGCAGCCGGGGCAGAGGGUGCGAGUCGCAGCCCCCGGGGAGUGCCGCGGGACGGCGGGCAGCGGGAGCCCGGGACUCCGGAACGGGACCCGGACAAAGCCACUCGGUUCCGGAUGGAGGAGCUGAGACUGACCAGCACCACGUUCGCGCUGACCGGCGAUUCCGCGCACAACCAAGCCAUGGUCCACUGGUCUGGCCACAACAGCAGUGUGAUUCUCAUUUUGACAAAGCUCUAUGACUAUAACCUGGGGAGUGUCACAGAGAGCUCACUUUGGAGGUCGACUGAUUAUGGAACAACCUAUGAGAAGCUAAAUGAUAAAGUUGGGCUGAAAACAAUUUUGAGUUAUCUCUACGUGUGUCCUACCAAUAAGCGUAAGAUUAUGCUACUGACUGACCCAGAGAUUGAGAGCAGUUUGCUAAUCAGCUCAGAUGAAGGGGCGACCUAUCAGAAAUACCGACUCAACUUCUACAUUCAGAGCUUGCUUUUUCACCCAAAGCAAGAGGACUGGAUUCUGGCAUACAGCCAAGACCAAAAGUUGUACAGCUCUGCUGAAUUUGGGAGAAGGUGGCAGCUGAUCCAGGAAGGGGUUGUUCCAAACAGGUUCUACUGGUCUGUGAUGGGAACCAACAAGGAUACAGAUCUCGUGCAUCUUGAGGCCAGGACAGUGGAUGGUCAUUCACAAUACCUAACCUGCCGGAUGCAGAACUGCACAGAGGCGAACAGAAGUAAACCUUUCCCAGGCUACAUUGACCCAGAUUCUUUGAUUGUCCAGGAUGAUUAUGUGUUUGUUCAGCUGACCUCAGGGGGGCGACCGCAUUACUACGUGUCCUAUCGGAGGAAUGCUUUUGCCCAGAUGAAACUACCCAAAUAUGCUCUGCCUAAGGAUAUGCAUGUCAUCAGUACAGAUGAGAAUCAAGUGUUCGCAGCAGUUCAAGAAUGGAACCAGAAUGACACCUACAACCUCUACAUCUCAGACACCCGGGGUGUCUACUUUACCUUGGCCCUUGAGAAUGUCCAGAGCAGUAGAGGCCCUGAGGGCAAUGUCAUGAUCGACCUCUAUGAGGUAGCAGGGAUAAAGGGAAUGUUCUUGGCUAACAAGAAGAUUGAGAACCAGGUGAAGACUUUCAUUACAUAUAACAAAGGCCGAGACUGGCGUCUGCUGCAAGCUCCAGACACUGAUCUAAGAGGGGACCCCGUACAUUGUUUACUGCCCUAUUGCUCACUACACCUUCACCUGAAGGUUUCUGAGAAUCCCUAUACAUCUGGGAUUAUUGCCAGCCGAGACACAGCUCCCAGCAUUAUUGUGGCUUCAGGUAAUAUUGGUUCAGAGUUAUCAGACAGUGAUAUCAGUAUGUUUGUGUCUUCAGAUGCAGGGAACACUUGGAGACAGAUCUUUGAAGAAGAACACAGUGUCUUGUAUCUGGAUCAGGGUGGCGUCUUGGUGGCUAUGAAGCACACAUCUCUCCCCAUUCGACAUCUUUGGUUGAGUUUUGAUGAAGGAAGAUCUUGGAGCAAAUACAGUUUCACAUCUAUCCCACUGUUUGUGGAUGGGGUUCUGGGUGAACCUGGGGAAGAGACACUCAUCAUGACAGUGUUUGGACACUUCAGUCACCGCUCUGAGUGGCAGCUGGUAAAAGUGGACUAUAAGUCCAUUUUUGAUAGACGUUGUGCUGAGGAGGACUACAGACCUUGGCAGCUGCACAGCCAGGGGGAAGCAUGCAUCAUGGGAGCAAAACGGAUAUAUAAGAAGCGAAAAUCGGAGCGAAAGUGCAUGCAAGGAAAAUAUGCCGGAGCUAUGGAAUCUGAACCCUGUGUCUGCACAGAGGCAGAUUUUGACUGUGACUAUGGUUAUGAGCGACAUAGCAAUGGUCAAUGCCUGCCAGCAUUUUGGUUCAAUCCAUCUUCUCUGUCUAAGGACUGCAGCUUGGGACAGAGUUACCUCAAUAGCACUGGGUACCGGAAGGUGGUUUCUAAUAACUGCACUGAUGGAGUGAGAGAGCAAUAUACUGCCAAACCCCAAAAGUGUCCAGGCAAGGCCCCUCGGGGGCUCCGGAUUGUCACUGCUGAUGGGAAGCUGACAGCAGAACAAGGACAUAAUGUCACGCUUAUGGUGCAACUGGAAGAGGGUGACGUGCAGCGGACGUUUAUCCAAGUGGACUUUGGGGAUGGUAUCGCCGUAUCUUACGUCAAUCUCAGCUCCAUGGAGGAUGGCAUCAAGCACGUCUAUCACAAUGUGGGCAUUUUCCGAGUGACCGUGCAGGUGGACAACAGUCUGGGGUCUGACAGCGCCGUCCUGUACUUACAUGUAACUUGUCCUCUGGAGCAUGUGCACCUAUCCCUUCCCUUUGUCACCACCAAGAACAAGGAAGUCAAUGCAACUGCAGUGCUGUGGCCCAGCCAAGUGGGCACCCUCACUUACGUGUGGUGGUAUGGGAACAACACAGAGCCCUUGAUCACCUUAGAGGGAAGCCUUUCGUUCAAGUUCACUUCUGAAGGGAUGAACACCAUCACGGUGCAGGUGUCUGCUGGGAAUGCUAUCCUGCAGGACACAAAGACCAUCGCCGUGUAUGAGGAGUUCCGAUCUCUUCGUCUUUCUUUUUCUCCAAACUUGGACGACUACAACCCAGACAUCCCCGAGUGGAGGAGAGAUAUUAGCCGAGUCAUCAAAAAGUCCCUGGUAGAAGUCACAGGAGUUCCAGGCCAACACAUAUUGGUGGCAGUGCUCCCCGGCUUGCCCACUGCUGCAGAGCUUUUUGUCUUGCCCUAUCAGGAUCCUGCAGGAGAAAACAAAAAGUCAGCAGAGGACCUGGAACAGAUAUCAGAGCUUUUGAUCCACAAGCUCAACCAAAACUUGGUACACUUUGAGCUGAAGCCUGGAGUCCAAGUCCUUGUCCAUGCAGCUCACUUAACAGCAGCUCCGCUGGUGGACCUCAAUCCCACCCACAGUGGCUCUGCCAUGCUGAUGCUCCUUUCGGUGGUGUUUGUGGGUCUGGCAGUGUUUGUCAUCUACAAGUUCAAAAGGAAAAUCCCGGGGAUUAAUGUUUAUGCCCAGAUGCAGAAUGAGAAAGAACGAGAGAUGGUCAGUCGAGUCAGUCAGCCCGAAAGCAGGCCCCAUAUCCCUCAGACUGAACUCAGGAGGCCUGGCCAGCUGAUAGAUGAGAAGGUGGAGUCACAGCUCAUAGGAAGUAUUUCCAUAGUUGCUGAGAAUCAAAGCACAAAAGAAAUCCCUACCUAUGUAAAUGUUUGAAUGGAGGACGCCAGUAAAAACAAACAAAAAUACAAAAACAAAAAAAAAUAAAAUAAAAACAGUCAAAAAAAUCCAAACAAACAAAACAAACUAAACACUCACUGCAUCGGGACUUUUUAAUUCUUCAGACAGAGACAACAAGGGUUUUUAGCUUUAAGCCUGUGCAUGUGGACAAUACCUUGAGAACAUGCUAUGAGGGGCAGUGUACAGGUGCUCUCUUUUAACGGAAAACACUCCCCUCCCCCCUUUCUUCCUUUCUCUUUUUUCUGAUCGGUCGUGUUUGUAGAAAAUUCAUAACAGAGAAGCCAAGGAAACCUGCAUGUGUUUUUGGAAAUAUCCUUGGCUCUAGAGUUAACAGCUAUUUUAGCACUCCAGGCUAAUGGGUGGGUUAGCCACCCCAGCCUUUUUCCUAAGACACAGAAACAUGCCCAGGAGGUUCAGCCCCUGAGCUGUUUCUCUGUUUCACCUCCCUUACUGUCAUUUUCCCUACUGAAUUAUAUUUGAUGGCUCUAUUGACCAGCAGUGGCCAUAGGCUGAUUUUUCUCUAUUCUGUUAGGCCCUGGGGACGGUGAAAUGCAUUGCAUUUCCUUGUAUGCAGACAGAAUAGGGAAGGAAG